UCAUAUAUAAGAGUCCUCGAGACUCACUUAACAGUUGAGUCGUUUGUAUUUCUCGCUCGAAUCUGUCUACUACACUUUAUACAAUGUCCACUCCUACUUCCAAUGAGGUGCACCGCACCAAUGCGUCAUUGGAUAUCAUGUUCCUCCAAGACGCUACAGAGAAUCAACAGCCCUACAUCGACACCGCACGCAACGAGAUCAACCAGAUCUCUAACACCCUUUUAUCUGGGGAAAAUUUCGCCCCGGAAGACAUCAGAUUCGGUCUUGUUGCCUUCCGCGAUCACCCUCCUGAAGAGGACAGCUUCGUCAUCCAGGAAUACCCUUUCACGUCCGAUGUUGCAAGUUUUGCGUCUGAUUUGGCCAGCUUAAAAGCGGAAGGCGGUGGAGAUCUACCUGAUUGUCAAGGUGAUGCUCUGGCCGCUGCCUACAAGGCUGACUGGAGGGACGGAGCGACAAAGGUUGUGGUGCUGGUUACCGAUUCACUCCCACAUGGGGUCAUAAAUGACGACAGAAACGACGGAGACGGCUUCCCUUUAGGGUGUCCACUUCAAAACGACCCGCUCCGUAUUGCGAAGAGCAUGGGAAUAGCUGGUAUCACUCUGCAUGUGAUUGCGUGCGAGCCUACUCUGAGUAACGAUCACAAGGGAGGCCGUGAUUUCUACCAAGGGUUAGCGAAGAGAACGGGAGGGAGAAUGAUCGAUCUCAGCGAUAUGAGCGUGCUGCCCACUCUCAUCGCUGGUUCUGCUCUAGAAGCAGUCGACAGCGAGCUUUACGUUACCAAGCAUCGUGCUGAAGUUCGCAGCAUCGCGGACAAGGAUAAUAUCAGCGCCAAAGAUAUUUCUUUGAGGCUACACAAGGACUUGGUGGCCGCAGGCGUGCAGCACAGCACCCUUGUCGUCGACAAUGUGUACCAUAAGAACUUCGAGGUUGCAGGCGUCCAACAGAGCACCAUCGUUGUCGAUAACGUGUGCGAACAGCGAGACCAGCAUGUCGACACAUGGUUUAAUGCUGAGAAUCUCGGCGAAGGCAGGAAGAAGAUCCAGCAGCUUGGAGUCGAUCGUGUUGUCGAAAAUUACCAGGCCAAUGUGGUGGUGGCGGAACAAUCAGCUGGUGUGGAGACGAAGCUGAUCAGCUUGGCUCAGGUCGAGGCUGUCGUUCACAAGUGUCUUGUGAGAGAAUUAUGAGUGUGAAGAUCGUGUUGUUUUCGUGGAUAUGUACUCGUAUUACCUGGCUGGAAAAAUGUAACACCAUGGCGAAUGACAUUGAAUUGAA
Molecule: messenger RNA, 1272 nt
Organism: Suillus bovinus
Lineage: Eukaryota; Fungi; Basidiomycota; Agaricomycetes; Boletales; Suillaceae
Exons: 8
Coding region: 84-1184 (366 amino acids)
Biological process (GO): peptidyl-threonine phosphorylation
Cellular component (GO): cytoplasm
Molecular function (GO): protein serine/threonine kinase activity
Source: RefSeq, a predicted model, not a curated record